AUUUUAUCUGUAUCCGGCCUUCGCUCGCACUCUACGUCGUAUAUGGACGCUAUUUGAUUUAUAUCCUUUCUUCGAUUCGAUUAAUAUUGCAGUAUUAGUUUUUGGAAACCAUGUCUAACGACUACGGUUUCAACAGCGAUGAUUCUCCUAACAAAACUAAUUCACACUUGCAACUUCCUAGUCCUAUUAUUACUCGCCGAAACCGGACCGCCUCGACAUCUGAGCGAGCUCUAGGAAACCCAAUAGAAAGCGGUAAAAUUAAGUCAUUUUGUCGAGCGAAAGGUCACGGAUUUGUGACUCCUGAAAAAAGUGGCGAAGAUAUAUUUGUACACAUCUCUGACAUUGAAGGUGAGUAUGUUCCUCUGCCUGGCGAUGAAGUCAUUUACCGCCUGUGCCCCAUCCCACCCAAGUUCGAAAAGUUCCAAGCUGUUCAUGUGCGCAUAGUGCACCUGACUCCAGAGAAGCACCUCAAGUGGGAUGAGCCCCCGCUGUAACCUCCUAGGAAUGGAUUUGCCCAAUAUUUACACUUUGUUUUUGCGAUUAUCUCCCUUGCCAUAUCAGUCCACCAUGUUUUAAAUAUGUUUUUUGUAGAAGAACCUAUGUUCUGUCUACUUUAGAUAAUAUAAUUUUU
This is a messenger RNA of Cydia amplana, 631 nucleotides long. Its product is annotated as cold shock domain-containing protein CG9705. Gene Ontology annotation, biological process: regulation of mRNA stability. Gene Ontology annotation, molecular function: mRNA 3'-UTR binding. NCBI's taxonomy places the organism in Eukaryota, Metazoa, Arthropoda, Insecta, Lepidoptera, Tortricidae. The record is from RefSeq and is a predicted model, not a curated record. Gene Ontology annotation, cellular component: cytoplasm. The transcript is spliced from 3 exons. Bases 111 to 494 code for a protein of 127 amino acids.